Microstroma glucosiphilum is the source of this 696-nucleotide messenger RNA. RefSeq lists its product as hypothetical. NCBI's taxonomy places the organism in Eukaryota, Fungi, Basidiomycota, Exobasidiomycetes, Microstromatales, Microstromataceae. Bases 123 to 536 code for a protein of 137 amino acids. The transcript has 2 exons. The record is from RefSeq and is a predicted model, not a curated record.
UACCAUUCCACACUCACCUUCUCCUCCAUCAUACGCAUCCUGAUUUACAGCUCGAGACACCUUCGAAACCACACGGAACUUUGAAAUCUUCGCUCUGCGCCUGCAAGCCCACGCUCUUCAUCAUGUCAACACCUCAAAAGACGCCUCCCAAGUCCAUUGUGCGGCCCGGUCCCUCUCCACAGGGUCCAGAAGGCUGGGAGGAGCGUCGUCUAGAGCGCGAGUCCAACCUAGCCGGUGGAGCUCGCAAAGGCGCCGCUGCAGGAGAUCUGGCAGCUCAGGCCAACCCAGGUACGGCCGAAGCCGCCUCUACUGCCGAGGGAGAGGCUGGUACUGAUACCGCUGCUGGUGCAGCUCCUGGAGCAGCAGCCGGAAGCGGGAACAGUUCCUCCAGCAGCAGUCCUUUGGCAGCGGUCAAGAAGGGCGUGAGAAAGGUGGGAGUGAAGAUGUCACUGGUAGAGCCGAAGAUGAACGAAUUGGACUCGACGAGGAAGGAUGCUGCUAUGCAGGAUGCUUCGACGGGCCCAGAAUUGGCCUGAUCUGUGACACUCUGGCUCCGUCUGUACCUCGAGCUGGCGACUGAUUGCCCCUCGCAGAAGGGCGGACACUUGUAUAUAUUUCUAGCAACGUAACGUGCAAAUGCGACAGCAAUUAGAUUACGGAUUUUGCAAAGAUCGAUUAGGAGAUGUCAAGAGUGAA